CGCUAUAACGAGGGGGGACUAGUGCCGGUGCCCCAAAGUCCCCAAUUCCAACUCCCCCAUCCAAAUCCAAUCGAAAGUUCAGCUCCAUCCUAAUCGCCGUCUGGGCAUCAUGAGUUCCUCCGUCGUGGUCUUCGGCAAUGACGACGAGGACGCCUGCGUGGGCGAGAACUCCGUCGUGGUCUCCGGCAAGGGCAAGGGCAAGGGCAAGGACGCCGUCAAGCCCUCGUGCACGGUGCAGUAUUCCUGCGUCAAGCGGCUUCGUGAGCGGCGCCUCCUCUCCUUCCUCCUGGACCAAGGCUUCCACGGCGCCUUCAGAGAGCUGACCCGCGAGACGGCGGCGCUGUUCGACCUGGUGCGUAUGCGGCGGCUGGUGAGGCGGGGCCGGUGGGAGGAAGCCCUCAUGUACCUCAACACCUUCCUGGCGCCGCUCAAAAGUGAGCGGAGGAGCCUGCGCGCCAAGAUCUUCCACAACUUCCUCCUCAUGCACCACCGCUUCGCCAACGUCGUCGCCGGCAACAAGGACAUGUACCUGGACAAGCAGUACGCCGACGGCCGCAGUAACUCCACACAAGCCGAGCGCAGGUUCCGUUCCAUGAACUACUCCAUACUCGCCCCGGACGCCGGCCAGCUUAGGGCCGCCAUCGACUGGGACAGAGUGAGGAGCCAUGCAGAGUUUGUUGUCCGCAGGAUGGCUCUCGCUACUCCAGAGGUGAGACGCCCGAUGAUGUUGCCGUCCCGCUGCAUGAUGCCGCACGAUGUGCUCCCCAUCGGGACCGGCCAGCAGUAUUGCAGACAGUUUAGGGAAUCGAGCGUCGAUGAGACUCUACAGGCUGGCCUACCUAGAGGGUGCAAACUAAACUAUGACCUUCAACCAACUGGGAAAGAAGAUGCUUCUGAUGCUCCGUUUGCGCAGACCAUGCUCGGCACAUCCACAGAUAAUGUUAAAGCCCAUGCCACAUCAUUAGUGAAAAUUCCUGGUACUCGAAUCUGCCAGAUCAUUACUGGUACCUUGAAAGUUCAUGCUAAAAACCCUGGGAUCUCCACUCUGACGAAUGCAGAUACAAAGCGUUUCACACAAGCAGGUUGUCAUGCUCAGAAUAAAAUGGAUGGUCUGCCAACUGUUGAGGAUGAUAUUUAUUCAAAAUCGGGAAGCAAUUCUUGGUAG
Aegilops tauschii subsp. strangulata is the source of this 1165-nucleotide messenger RNA. The record is from RefSeq and is a predicted model, not a curated record. Lineage: Eukaryota; Viridiplantae; Streptophyta; Magnoliopsida; Poales; Poaceae.